Scophthalmus maximus (turbot) is the source of this 3963-nucleotide messenger RNA. RefSeq names its product double PHD fingers 3 (gene dpf3). The record is from RefSeq and is a predicted model, not a curated record. Gene Ontology annotation, cellular component: nBAF complex. Gene Ontology annotation, biological process: nervous system development. The coding region runs from base 324 to 1754 and encodes 476 amino acids. Lineage: Eukaryota; Metazoa; Chordata; Actinopteri; Pleuronectiformes; Scophthalmidae. The transcript is spliced from 12 exons.
AGUCUCACCCAUUGGCCUAUGGCUAACACUACUGGCUGACGUAGCGUGCCGUCAUUGGUUGUUUUUUCCCAGUGAGCGUAUCAGACACGCAUCGGAAUAAUAACAUGAACAUUAUUUUUGUUUCAUAUUCUCUUGACGAACAAUGGGCCCCACAAAAUACAAUAAAGCACCAGCUCUCUGGAUUCUGGAUGCUUUUCAUUUUGGCGACUCCUGAUUUAGGAGUAAUCAAAAUGAAUGGCCUUAUUAAAAACUGGUUUAAUUAUUGUUAAAACUGCAGUCAAAUCUACCAAACUCAACCACAACUAGAGAGAAAUAACACCCCGAUGCAGCUUAUCGUGUACGAUGUUUGUGCCUUCAAAUCGGCUAAAUCAAGUGUAAUUCACGAGAGUAUUAUAAUCGGAGGACGGUGGACAUUGGUUUUGACAGAUUCCUCAGAAGCCCCGCCCAGUGUCUUGAUGCUGGUGUCGUAUUGGCAGGGAGCACAGUCCCCAGGACUGCAUUGGCUGUUUGCGUGUUUUUUCACAGGGGUCCCAAACUAUACCGAGAUUUGGAAUAUUACGAUACAGUCCUGCAGGAAAAUGGCGACUGUCAUUCAUAAUCCUCUAAAAUCGCUGGGUGACCAGUUCUACAGGGAGGCCAUUGAACACUGUCGCAGCUACAAUGCCCGACUCUGUGCCGAGCGCAGUGUGCGCAUGCCCUUCCUGGACUCGCAGACCGGCGUGGCACAGAACAACUGCUACAUCUGGAUGGAGAAGCGCCACCGCCAGCCAGGCCAGGCAGCGGGACAGAUGUAUACCUACCCAGCACGAUGCUGGAGAAAGAAGAGGCGACUCCACCCUCCCCUGGAUCCCCAGCUCCGCCUGUGUGAGCUUCGACUAGAAGCAGAGCUGGCCCCCAAGCGUGAGGUGCCCCCAGGGGAGGCCACAGCCUUGGAGGCCCUCUUGAGGGGGGACAGCUUGCUGGAGAAGAAAAACAACAUCAAUAAGGAAGAGGAGACAUUGCUGGAAAUACAGCGGGUACUGGAGGCAGACGAAAAUGGGGACGGUUUCCAUGAUGAUGACGAAUUUGAACUGGAUACUCCAAAGAGAAAGAACAGAAACAGAGGCAAAAACAGAGGAUCAAGUCGCAGGAGGCCGGAUCCUGUUAACACUGAAGACCAGGACAAACCUUACGUUUGUGACAAUAGAUACAAACAAAAGCAUAACUCAAAAAAGGCUGAAGAAGUCUGUGGAAAGCGGUACAAGAACAGGCCGGGCCUGAGCUACCACUACACCCACACUCACCUGGCAGAAGAGGAGGGCGAGGAGGAGAAAGAAACAGAGAUGCCGCCAUCUCCUCCACGUAGCUCAGACAACCACAAACCUCAGAAGGGCCCAGAUGGUUCCAUCAUCCCCAACGACUACUGCGACUUCUGCCUGGGAGACCAGGUCUCCAACAAGAAGACAGGCCAGGCAGAGGAGCUGGUGUCCUGCUCUGACUGUGGACGCUCUGGUCACCCCACAUGCCUGCAGUUCACUGACAACAUGAUGACGGCGGUGAGGACGUACCAGUGGCAGUGCAUCGAGUGCAAGUCUUGCAGUCUCUGUGGUACCUCAGAGAACGAUGACCAGCUGCUGUUCUGUGAUGACUGUGACAGAGGAUACCACAUGUACUGCCUGAAGCCUCCAAUGACCCAGCCUCCAGAAGGGAGCUGGAGCUGUCACGUGUGUCUGGACCUGUUAAAGGACAAGGCCUCAGCCUAUGGAGAAGCAUAAUGUCCUGGACCUUCUUCUCAACACACACAUACACUAUAUAUAUAUAUUUGUACACAUGUGACUUUUUGACAUGCCCACACAUUAGCAAAAGCUUUAAUUCACACACACACACACACACACACACACACACACACACACACACACACACACACACACACACACACACACACACACACACACACACACACACACACACACACACACACACACACACACACACACACACACACACACACACACACACACACACACAGUGCAUUAGCAGGCUCAGGGCAGUUUCCUGUGUGAGGCGCAGAAAUCCUCUACCUCUCAUUUAGCCACAGCAAGACUCCAGAUGCAAACACCAUCAACAUGCGAUCUCGGGCCAUAAGUCAGCAAACAGCGGUUCUGCCAUUCAGUCGUUUCUCUACGGUUUGAACUUUGUGGCACAACAUUAAAACCAGUUACCUGUUGUUGUUGAAUGUUUUGGCUGAUCGGUGGACUACAUAUUCAUUUUAAACCAAACAUGGGAAAUCUCUGGAUGUUUUCCCCCUGGUUUAAAUUUAUUGCAAAAUGAUUGAGAAGAUAUUUCUCUCUGACUUUAAACUGAAGCUGUUUCACUUGCUGCUGAGACUCCACAGUGGGAGAACCUGGAGUGGGUUUGACUGAUGUUUGUUUGCAUUUCUCCUUCCAGCUCUCUCUCUUUUGUUUAAACUUUACAGUGACAUUCCUGCAUAUUCCUCUAUCUGGAGAGACUCAGUGUUGCUUAUGCCGUCUUUCACAGUAUUUGUCAAGCUCGGUGAAAUUUAUAUCCAACGCUAAGAGGAAAUGGGGCUUUGAAACAGCCUUGACGCUCAUUCCUUUUGGAGCAUGUUGACAUUUUUAAUCCACGUCUGUUUUCUGUAUCUUCCGAGUUACUAGGAUACCAUGGUGCUCGUUGUAAAGUUUUACACAAAAUGUAACGUGUCUUUAAGUAGAAUUAAAUGUCUAUUUAUAUGCAUUGCUGACAGUGGUCCAAUGUUACCGUCAUGGAGAUCAUUAUUACUGUAAAUGAACAGUUCCCAGACUUUUACUGUCAUGCUGCAGCCUGCGGACAACAAAAAGCUCAGGUGCCCUUCAGCCCACCACAAGCAAACACUUUUGUCAUUGGGGAACAAUACUGGGGCAAGUUGAAAUAUGAAAAACAUUAGUAUAAACAUGAACAGCAUUUUCUUACAUUUCUCAUUAGUUUCUGGUGCUCAAAUGAAAAGCGAGAGCAUUUUUCCGAGCAGACGUUUUGUCAUAGCACACGUCAGUUAUCCAUAUCUUUUGUCCGUGGAGGGUCGCGGGGGCUGAACCAGGUCAAAAUAAUGUGCUGUGGAAAAAAAAAAGGGCUUUUCACCUUUUUACGUUUGGAUUCUACAUUAUACCCCUGGGUAGUUUGUGCACCUCCGGAGGGCCCCCACCCCACUGUUUGGGAACCGCUGCUGUAAAUGAAUCAAGUUCAACGUGCGUAUAAUAACAAUAAUAAUAAUAAUACAUUUCAUUUAUAGAGCACUUUUCACUGCUAAAAGCAAUCUCAAAGUCUUAUCAAGUCUCUACUCAUUACUCUUUUGAACAGGCUAUCCAUAUCCCGAGGAAGCAGUAUUAGCUGGUUUGUCCUAUCUGGAAGUUGGCGCAGUUUAUGUAGUAUUGUUUUUUUUACCACUUUGUUAUGCAGUUUCAAACGGAUCCAUUCUGGAUAUUCUGCUGUUGUUCUACCAUGUGAGUAAGUGAUGUGUUUAACUGGUGUCAUGUAAAAGUGAAGAAUUAAUCGAUUAAACUCUAUCGCUGCUUUUUUUUGUAAUGUGCAAACGUUCGGCGGCACCAACUUAAUGCUCCCUAAAUCAAGGCAAGUCAUGAAAAGGGAGAAAUACAAAGGAUAAAAAGAAAACAGAUCCUUAAAUUACACAUGGUGUGCAAGACAGGAUACCAAAUUCUGCAUUUGUGUUUUGUUAUCGUGAACUUGUGUUAUUGAGUUUGCUUUUCCACCGACAAUCAUGAGCUAGCAUAGAUAUAUAGUGUCAAUAACAUACAGAAGGGUUUAUUGUAUUGUGCUUUUCCAUGGCGGUUGUAAUGCCCCUUUUGUGUCUUCCUUUUAAAAAUGUCAUUCUUAUUUGAUGCCAUCACCUACAGUGAUUCAAAUCCUAUGUUGUAUUUUUGUUAAAGUAAAUGUUAUGUUUUGUGUUUGAAAUAAAAAACUUUUCCAUAA